CCCACUUGCACCGUUCAAAGUAGAUGCUGGUCUGAAAAGUGAUUACAUCACGAUGAAUCCCAGCAUAAUACGCACAAGAUAUCGCAGAUUUCGGACAAAGAAGGCAAUCAAGAGAUUUAAUGUUGACGUUUCAAAAUACAGCGGCAUCCUGAGCAUACCCUGCCUUGGAAUGCGAUUAUCAGAGGUCAUGAAAGCCUUUUACUUGUUCAAAGGAAAGAAACCAAAGAUGGUAUGCAUGAAUAACAAACACUUCCAAUCAGUGAUAGAUUUCUGGAGAAGCACUGGUGCAAUAAAUAAAGAAUUAUCUACUGGGUUCUACAUGGUUUCAAUGGCCAUACAGCUUUGUGAUGAAAUAGACCUCUACGGUUUUUGGCCCUUCUCCUCGCGUUUUGAAAGCAGCAAGACUGACGUAGCCUACCAUUACUUUGACAACAUCCGCGCUGACACGGCCGUGAAGGCCCAUGCCAUGAAUCAGGAAUUUAGCAUUAUUGUUCAGCUCCACAAUCUAGGCAUCGCCAAAUUAAAUAUUGGUGCAUGUUAAUCAGAACACAGGCCGAGAUUUACAACAAAAAAAAAAAUCCAUAUCAAUUUUAAUUU
Messenger RNA from Strongylocentrotus purpuratus (purple sea urchin), 597 nucleotides. Its product is annotated as alpha-2,8-sialyltransferase 8F-like. The record is from RefSeq and is a predicted model, not a curated record. Gene Ontology annotation, biological process: oligosaccharide metabolic process; N-glycan processing. Gene Ontology annotation, molecular function: alpha-N-acetylneuraminate alpha-2,8-sialyltransferase activity. Bases 53 to 541 code for a protein of 162 amino acids. The transcript is spliced from 3 exons. NCBI's taxonomy places the organism in Eukaryota, Metazoa, Echinodermata, Echinoidea, Camarodonta, Strongylocentrotidae.